UGUUAUGCUAAAUUAUAAAGUAAAGCCCUGUGGUAAAGCCACCAAGACGUUAGAAAGUGUGAAGAUUGAUUGAUUUUUCACUCAUUGAAUUCUUUCUCUAUAUGCCGAUUAGUUUAUUACGAAAUAAUAUAAAUACUUAAUUUGCAAGUUAGAAGAAAACAAGAUAAUUGCGAUCAAAUAAAAUGUUUAUUGGAACAGCUAAAGAAAAAUUCAAGUUUCAUAACACUUUACUGUGUCUUGUUCAAGCUAUGCAAGGAAAAAAUAUAACAGUGGACUUGCGUAAUGAUUCUUGUAUCUGUGGACGAGUUGCCAGUGUAGAUGGUUUUAUGAACAUUACUUUUGGCAAUGCAGUAUAUUGUGACCCCCAAGGAAAUGAAUAUCAGUUUGAUGAUUUGUUUUUACAAGGUCGAAAUAUUAGAUAUGUGCAUAUUCCUGAAACUGAUUCUAUACUUUCAACAAUUCAAAAAGAAAUAGGCAGAGGCAAAAAGUCAAAACCUGACAGGAAUGACAUAAAAAAUUCAAGAAAAGUGAAAAAGGCAAUGAAGCAGCACAUGGAGACUGUAGCUUCACUGGAAAUGAAUUAAGUUUAUCUAUUAAAGCAUAUCACCCUUUUAUUUGUAGUUUAAC
Molecule: messenger RNA, 627 nt
Organism: Spodoptera exigua (beet armyworm)
Lineage: Eukaryota; Metazoa; Arthropoda; Insecta; Lepidoptera; Noctuidae
Source: the annotation of a GenBank genome assembly